Molecule: messenger RNA, 1414 nt
Organism: Solea senegalensis (Senegalese sole)
Lineage: Eukaryota; Metazoa; Chordata; Actinopteri; Pleuronectiformes; Soleidae
Gene: tm2d2
Product: TM2 domain containing 2
Exons: 4
Source: RefSeq, a predicted model, not a curated record
AGCCCUCGACAAGCGUGAAAGAAGAAAUGCGAACAAGAGGAAGAUGGCUGCCCAAACAAACUCUCGCCCAUAAAUGUCGCUUUUUAACCAUGACUGGUUUGUUGGCGGAGACUGAAACGACGCGAUGAUUUCAGUGAGUUAUAUUCUGCUGUGCGGACAGUUCUUCCUGCUGCUCUCCGUCAUUUUCCUACAGUGUCUGGAGGGAAUUCACUCCCAGAACUCAUCGACCGCGGAGCCUCCAGCUUCUGCCUCCCCGGGCCAGGGAGCCACCGGGCUCCCCUUCAGCGAGCAGCCUCCGAGUCCCGGCGUGGAGAAAUAUGACAUACCGGCGGAAAGUGACAAUGAAACGGAGAGAUUCGAGUACAGACCCCCGUCACCUGUCGUCCUCUGCAGCUAUCUACCCGAGGAGUUCAUCUUCUGUCAGGACCCUGUGGAUCAUGCAGGGAACUACACAGCCCUGCAGGAGUUGGGACACGGAUGUGCUGGGUGGGGUGGUCAGACUCAGAAAGAAGUGAACACCACUCGUGUCAUAUGUACUGCACUGGAUGAUAUAGAGUGUGCGGGACCCAGAUAAUUCCUCCGAGACGACGUCCCCUGCAUCAAAUACACCGGACACUAUUUCAUCACCACACUGCUGUACUCCUUCUUCCUGGGCUGCUUCGGUGUCGACCGCUUCUGCCUGGGUCACACCGGCACCGCCGUCGGGAAGCUGCUCACUCUGGGGGGUUUGGGGAUCUGGUGGUUCGUGGAUCUGAUCCUGCUCAUCACUGGCGGCCUGAUGCCCAGCGAUUACAGCAACUGGUGCACGUACUACUGAGACCCACAGCGGAGAGGGUGAGCAUGAUGGACCACGAGGUCAUUAAAACGUGACCUCAGGCCGCUGUGGUUCUGAGUCUGGGAGCUGGUUCUGUUCUGAGAGGGAAUGACGGAGUCCAAUGACCGGCUGAGGAUUUCUGCUUGUUACUCUCAGUGUCUGAGGAAAAUGACUUUAUUUAAUUUAUUCAUUUUGAUAUAAAGAUUGACCGAUUAAUCGCUUUAGCCGAUUAAUUGAUUCCAGCUAGUAGCACAUCUAGCACAAACCAUAAUUCUGUGGCUGUAUUUGUUCAUUUAAAGACUUUUUUUUGCUGUAAAUGUGUGUUUUUUUCUCCCGAUGAUUAAUAACAAAAACAACAGUUUAAAGACUCCAUCAUAUGAGAAGACGUAGAAGCUGCUGCUAAGAGAUGCAUUCAGUGAACCUUGUUAAUUUCUAAUUCACUUAAGCAAAUAUGGUUGCAGUCCACUGAUAGACACCUGUUACUGAUGCAUUCAAGGAGCUUUGUAAAUUCCAUCCUUUCUGCAGUCCACUGCUUGUUGUGCUUGGUAAAACCGGCACAAGUAAUGUGGUGGAUUGAUCUGAUAAUAGUUUUCACAGAAC